Messenger RNA from Penicillium longicatenatum, 426 nucleotides. RefSeq lists its product as uncharacterized. NCBI's taxonomy places the organism in Eukaryota, Fungi, Ascomycota, Eurotiomycetes, Eurotiales, Aspergillaceae. Bases 1 to 426 code for a protein of 141 amino acids. The record is from RefSeq and is a predicted model, not a curated record. The transcript has 2 exons.
AUGCCUAAACGGUUACGGGAGCGAAAGCAAAGUAAGCAAACUGGUAUCAAGAAGCAAACUAGUAUCAAGAAGCAAACUAGUAUCAAGAAGCAAACUAGUAUCAAGAAGCAAACUAGUAUCAAGAAGCAAACUAGUAUCAAGAAGCAAACUAGUAUCAAGAAGCAAACUAGUAUCAAGAAGCAAACUAGUAUCAAGAAGCAAACUAGUAUCAAGAAGCAAACUAGUAUCAAGAAGCAAACUAGUAUCAAGAAGCAAACUGGUAUCAAGAAGCAAACUGGUAUCAAGAAGCAAACUGGUAUCAAGAAGCAAACUGGUAUCAAGACUAUAAACAAAUCAUAUACAAACUCAAGUCAUACAUCAUUAAGUUCCUUGCACAGUCGUAAGCCAGUUCAGCAUCCUGCCAUAAUCACCCCUUCAAAACAAUAA